AUGCCGGCCUCCGUGACGCAGAAGCCCGCCGGCGGCGUGGCCAAGCCGCCGGCGCCGGGCCGCUCCUACUUUUUCGGCGAGUUCGAGCACCACGUGUCGACGGCGGCGCUGUCCACGGAUGGCGGCUCGCAGGCCAGCGACGGCAGCUCGACCGACGUCGGGGUGUGUCUGGAUGACUCGGCCAGCGACAUCAGCCAGGACUCGCUGGUCACCUCCGACUCGGCCCCGCGCGCCGACCCGCCGGACUCGAGCGAGCUCGCCCUGCGCCGCCGCGACGCGCCGCCGCCGUCCGAUGCCGGCUUCCACUUCCAUCUGAACGAGAUGGACGGCGGAGAGCCGGCGGGAGGCGAGGAGGAGGACAGCUUCGCCGGCCUGCGCGACUUCUUCGUGCCGCCUGACGCGACCAUCCGCAGCGGCCGAGGCACCGUGCGCGGCGUCAAGAACCGCGUGCGCGCCGGCAUCGCCACCUUCCUGCAGGAGAACACGCUGGCCAAGAGCUUCAAGGAGCGUGAGCGAGGCCGCCUGGUGGUCUACAUCACCACCAUGGGCAUCGUGCGCAGCACCUACCAGAAGUGCCUGCGCGUGCGCCAGAUCCUGCGCACGCAGAUGGUGCAGUUCGAGGAGCGCGACCUCUUCCUGAGCGCGGCCAACCAGCAGGAGCUGCGCCAGCGCCUGGGCUCUGACUGCGUCCAGCUGCCUCAGCUCUUCCUCGAGGGACAGCUGCUGGGGGGAGGAGACACUGUGGAGCGCCUGAACGAGACCGGAGAGCUGAGGCGGAUGCUGAAGCCGUACAAGAGCACCUCACCGGCGUCGGCGUGCGACAAGUGCGGGGGCUUUCGCAUGCUUCCCUGCACGUCCUGCAACGGCUCCAAGAAGUCCUGCCACCGCAACUACUUCACGUCCGAGUGGGUGAUCCUGCGCUGCUGCGCCUGCGACGACUCGGGCCUGAUCGUGUGCGACCGCUGCACCAGCUGACCUGCGUCCGGUCAAGGCCGCGGCGAGCGCAGAGGCGGCACCAGGGACCGCGCCCAGGGAGGACAGACGUCCCAGACAGACGAGCCGUGCCGGCUGGGCGGGGUGGUGCUGGACGUCCGGCGGCUGCGCCGGUGACGGACUGCGCGCUUCCGUGAGGUGUGUGGGAGUGGAUCUUCGUCCGACUCGGCUGCCAUGCAGAUCCGGGUGGAAGUGGUUUCGCUGGAACUUGGAGCAAAGACAGCUCUGUGCUAUAGUCGGAAGAACCACUUCGUUGGACGCAAAUGGUGUCGAGUCGUCGACACCGUCUCCCUCGGCAGUCUGAUGCCCAGGGUUCCUCUCUGAUCAGACAUGCACUGCCCAGCCCACCCACAUCGAGGGGAUCCAGGAAUCUGACGGAGCGUUGGCUGUCGGGAGGAAGAAGACGGGCUUCAAUAUGACCAGAAAUUCAGUGAAGAUCAACAGCCCGAGUGCACUAGCGCGCAGCAUUCGGGGUUGGAUUUUGGCGUGACGAUCUAGCGUUUUAUUCGGCGCGUUUCACACGUUGUCACCACAUGAAGCGUUAUUAAGGCUCACUCUCGCACGACGCACGAAUGUGCCUGCGGCGCUCUGACCGCGAAAACUGUCACGCGUUCUUAACAGCCUGUUCAAUUGCAAUGUUGAUGACCGUGCAAGAUUCAUCGCACUAAUUCCCCACCGCGCAUCUGCUUAGCAAAGUCAGAAAGCGCCGCAUCGACUUCGCAUGUGCGGUGUGCACAUCUGUAGCGACAAACAACUUCGGGACGUUUGUGACGUCACCCGCAGCAGUGACGCUGCGGAAUGCGGGGCCGCUGAGGAGCCGCAGCAGUGGGGCGGUCGGGUUUCCCAGUUUUCGCGGACGAGCGUGUCCGGUGACAGGCGCCGGCCAUUCGUGCUUUGUUGGCGGUUUCACCGGAUGGCGCGCAGUUGGCUCUUGCCAUGAGAAGCAGUGACGCGCGAGUGGGUUGGAUUGUCUUUCUUUGUCGGAGGGUUUGUGUAUCGUUAGGUGGUGAAGUAACCAACCAUUGCGUCAAAUAUAUUUAGCGGAAGGUCGU
Messenger RNA from Pollicipes pollicipes, 2045 nucleotides. RefSeq names its product glutaredoxin domain-containing cysteine-rich protein CG31559. The transcript is spliced from 5 exons. The coding region runs from base 1 to 975 and encodes 324 amino acids. The record is from RefSeq and is a predicted model, not a curated record. Lineage: Eukaryota; Metazoa; Arthropoda; Thecostraca; Pollicipedomorpha; Pollicipedidae. Gene Ontology annotation, biological process: sensory perception of sound.